Molecule: messenger RNA, 1434 nt
Organism: Priapulus caudatus
Lineage: Eukaryota; Metazoa; Priapulida; Priapulimorpha; Priapulimorphida; Priapulidae
Product: transmembrane protein 179B-like
Exons: 8
Coding region: 54-899 (281 amino acids)
Source: RefSeq, a predicted model, not a curated record
GCAGCGGAGGGUGGGAGCUUAUAUUGAUCGUUCAGCCUCGUACAGUCCUAGCCAUGGAGGAGAGUCCGGUGCGCGUGGAGGGUUUGUCCGUUCAGAGGAUAUCUAGCUCAUGGCGAGUUGUGCAGAUCCUGCUGUACGUGGCGACGCUCGUAGGUGGCGCCGCCGUCUUCCUGUCGCUCAGCACGACGACGAGAGACUUCAACCGGGAGUGCAUCCUGUAUGCGGAGCCGCUCCUGGAAGUGUCCCAGUUAGAGGAGAAUGGCUCUUCUCUCAUCACGGUAUUGUUAGAAAGCAAGUGGGGGACAUUUAGUGUCUGCAACUACUGUACAUAUGUGUCGGUGGCUUCAGCGAUCUACGCGUUUAUAUGGAGCUGGUUCUAUUUGCUGUGCUCCAACAACAAGAAGAAAACUAGAUCAAUGUUGGCUCACCCAUCCAGCAUCGUCAUUCCCUCUCUCGUCUUCUCGGUCAUCUUCUGCCUGCUCAUGGUGCUGGCCAGUUACCUGCUGACGAAGGGAUUCUAUGUCUUCUGCAGAAAUCUCAAGCAAGCGACUGGCGUAGAUGAGUGUAAGACUCUGCAGACUUACAGAUGGGAGGGCAUUGAGGAUGGCUCCUCUUUCUACUCACUCAUGUUUAUGGCGCAGGUGUGCGGCUGGCUGACCGCGGCGCUCUGGCUUAUCGCCGCCAUCGUGCUCUUCGUGCGAUGCGGCACCGCCACCGAUUUCCCCUACAAGACGGUGGCGCCACCUACCGGCGAAGGCGAGCCGCUAGCGGAGGGAAGCUCGAAGGCCGGCGCGUCGCCAUCUCCGCCGCCAGGUUGCCAAUCCCCGUCGGACGAGGAGAAAGAAAGUGCGCCACUUGUUUGGCCCGUCACCACGAAAAAGCGGAUGCUUUUGUUGUAGCAUCGGUGUAAUAUCAGUAGCCUGCUAUCAUAUACCUGCUAAGUAGUACGUUCAUGAAAAUUAUCAUAAAAUAUGUCAUUGCCAGUGACAAUAUCGCUAAAUAUAUCACUAGUAGUGAUGUAUUUUUCGAAUGGUAUGCUCAAUAGUUACUACUGACUUACAUAAUUAACAACAACAUCAGCCCACCUUGAUACUGGCAUUAACGUCAAGCGUAUCGUUGAUAGACAAAAUGUAAAUUGAUGACACUAUACUGGUGACACUAGUGUUCGGGUACUAAACUCCAGGCAAAAGACAUUAUGUACAGUAUGCUGCUAAACCAGCCUGCUACACAAUACUCAGGUUACUAUUUUUUUUUUUACCGUGAUAUUUGUUUUUCGAAGUUAUCAAGCAAGAGCGAUAACCACAUUGUAGAAUCUGAGCGUGAAUACAUUACCAAGGACUCGAAUUUGGUACCGGCCUCCUAAUACAGUAAAAACCCGCGUAUAAGAACCUAGUGAUUAAAAACCUGUUAGGCUAAGAUUUUUCAUUUAGACCC